AUGCAGCCCCCGUAUCUGGAUACCGUCUGUCGGGAGAUAUUGCGAGUACAACCCCUUCUCACGAUCCUGGAUCGCCUACGUGGCCUUGCCACUAUCCGAACCGAUACCAGGACUCAACGGCAUGAUGAUGAGCGAGAUACCUGUCCCCAAGGGCACCAGAAUAUUGUUGGUGUUGCGGGAUCAAACCUCAGCAAGGUACUCUGGGCCGAGGACUCUCUGGAGUGGAAGCCCGAGCGGUGGCUGUCGCCUCUUCCCAGCGCUGUCACUGAAGCGCAUAUUCCUGGAGUUUUCUCAAACCUUAUGACGUUCAUAGGUGGCGGUAGAGCGUGCAUUGACUUCAAGUUCUCCGAAAUGGACAUGGGUGCUUCCCUCUCAUGCGUAGGUGGAUUGAUGAGUCCCCUUCCCUAG
Sparassis crispa is the source of this 408-nucleotide messenger RNA. RefSeq lists its product as hypothetical. Gene Ontology annotation, molecular function: oxidoreductase activity, acting on paired donors, with incorporation or reduction of molecular oxygen; heme binding; monooxygenase activity. The transcript has 5 exons. NCBI's taxonomy places the organism in Eukaryota, Fungi, Basidiomycota, Agaricomycetes, Polyporales, Sparassidaceae. The coding region runs from base 1 to 408 and encodes 135 amino acids. The record is from RefSeq and is a predicted model, not a curated record.